AUGCUUGAUAGAACCUUAGGUUUGUCAUAUUUUGACAGAUUUCCAGAUAUAAGGAAAAUCCACUCCCUGUCUAUUGCAAACUCCAGACUGGUUGCUCAGACAGUAAGGAGAAAAGAGGUUACCUAUGAUAAAUUCAGAACAUCUUAUUGGUCCCAUUUCAACUCACAGCUCACAAGAAAGCUUGAUCCUUCAAGAGUUUUUACUGAGAUAAAUUCUUGCAUCAAAGGUAGUCUGCAUUUUGGGGAGAGUGAUGACGCUAAACUUAGUUUGCAGAGUUAUCUGCAAUUAUCUAAGAGCCGGGUAUCAAAUUUUAGUGAGGAUGAGAGAGAGAUGAUAUACCAGAUAUUUGAGGAUUAUGAGAAAAAGAAGGUUGUACGAGGAGAAUUUGAUUUGGCUGAUCUGGUGAAUGAUCUUCAUUGUCGAUUGAAGUGUGAAAAAUAUGAGGGCGAGAUCAUGGAUUUUGUGUACAUUGAUGAAGUCCAGGAUCUAACCCUGAAGCAGCUCGCUCUCUUUAAAUACAUUUGUAAUAAUGUUGAAGAAGGUUUUGUUUUUGCAGGUGACACUGCGCAGACAAUUGCCAGAGGUGUUAAUUUUAGAUUCGAGGAUAUAAAAUGCCUUUUUUACGCCGAGUUUCUAUGUGGAGAAGAGAAGGGGACAAUAUCACCUAUCUUUCAUCUAAAUCAAAAUUUCAGGACUCAUGCUGGAGUUGUAAAUUUAGCUCAGAGUGUUGUUGAUCUUAUUCAGCAUUUCUUUCCCAGAUCUAUUGAUAGGUUAAAGCCUGAAAGUAGUCUCUUACGUGGGGAACUUCCGAUUUUACUGGAUUGUGGAACUCAUGAAGAUGCCAUCCUAUGGAUCUUUCAAGACAAAGGAAGUCACACUAACAAUUGCAUUGGCUUUGGAUCUGAUCAAGUGAUAAUGGUAAGAGAUGAUUAUACUCGGGACAAAAUUGUAGAAAAAGUCAGAGGACAGGCCCUUGUGCUAACAAUUUUCGAAUGCAAAGGCUUGGAAUUUGAGGAUGUGCUAUUAUACAACUUCUUUGGUUCUUCACCACUAAAAGAACAAUGGAGAAUAAUAUACGAAUACAUGGAGAAACAGCUCUGCUUAUCAAUUUCAGAAACUUAUCCAAGUUUUACAAAUGCAAGACACGAUAUUUUGUGCUAUGAGCUGAAACAAUUAUAUGUAGCCAUAACUCGUACAAGGCAAAGGCUAUGGAUCUGUGAAGACACAGAUGGUAUUAUAUCUCCUAUGGCUGACUACUGGCAAAAGUUGAAUCUAAUUCAAUCUGAAAAGUUGGAUGAUUUAUUUGCAAGAUCUAUGAUAGUUGCAAGUAGUUUAGAGGACUGGAGAAGCCGGGGUAUGAAGAUGCUUGAGGUGCACAACUACAAGGCCGCAAGAUUGUGUUUUGAACAUGCUGGAGAUUUUUACUGGAAUAGUUUUGCCAGGGCUUCUCAUCUUAAGGCAGAAGCUGACAACUUGCAAGGCUGGAGAUUGGAGCUCUCUUUGGAAAUGUUCCGAGAAGCUGCUAAAAUUUUUGAAAGCAUUAGAAACAUCAAUAAAGCAGCUGAUUGUUACUUUGAUGCUGGAGAUUAUGAGAGAGCAGGCAGAUUAUAUUACGAAGAAUCUGAUCUGCAAAGAUCUGGUCAGUGUUACACCUUGGCUGGAUGUUAUGAACUUGCUGCUAAUGUGUACGCUAAGGGAGAUUAUUACCAUGAAUGCUUGUAUUCUUGCUCAGAGGGUAAGUUAUAUAAGCUGGGUUUGCAUUACAUACGAAGUUGGAAACAACUGUCAGAUCUCAGUAAGCCUCUAAAGGCAAGGGAGCAACAGUUUCUUCUCAAUUGUGCUCUUGAAUCCCAUAAGCUGCAUGAUAGUCGAGCAAUGAUGAAUUAUGUUAGAGAUUUCAACUCUCUGAUAUCAAUGCGAACUUUUCUGAAGAAGUUGGGUUGCAUUGGGAAACUUACUGAGUUAGAGGCAGAUUAUGGUAAUUUUCUAGAAGCUGCAAAAAACGCAAGGCAAUUGGGAAAUAUCUUACUUGAGGCAGAUAUGUUAGGGAAAGGUGGUAAACAUGAUGAUGCAGCUCAGCUCUAUCUCGCCUCUGUGUUUGCCGGCAGUCUGUGGGCAGAUGGUAAUAAAGGAUGGCCUUUGAAAGAGUUUCCAUUAAAGAAUGAUUUUUUAUCAAAAGCAAAAUCUCAUGCUCGUAAUUGUUCAGACCAUUUCUAUGAGGUGGUCUGUGCUAACAUCCAGCUCUUGUCGACUGAGGAGUUCAGCUUAAUUCAGUUGCAAAAUCAGUUUGCGCUGUCACGAGAACAUGAUAAUUUACGGGGGGAAAUUUUGUGUGCUCGUAGAAUUUUGGACAUGCUUCUUGCAACAGAUGUUUCAAUGUAUAAAUCGGCAGGGGAUAUAGUGAGAAAUUUAGAGGUUUCUACUGGAAAAAGGACUUCAUUGAUUUGGAUUGUGGAGAAAAUGAUUUACUACUGGGACUUUUGGAAAGAGGAGAUUGAAAAAUUAUUGAAGUUGCUUGACUCUCACGUUGAAAACAAGAAAAAUUUCUUUGACUCUCACGUCAAAACAAAGAAAAAGUUCCUUGACUUUCACGUCAAAGAAAAGAAAAAGUUCCUGGACUCUCUUAAUGCCCCAGCAAAUUGUGAAUUUUCUGAUCAUGAAAAGUUUUGCCUGGAAUACUUUGGUCUGAGAAAACGGUUUGAUGGCUUGGAUGCUGAUUAUUUUCUUCUCUAUCGAGAUGCUAAAUGGUUGGAAGUUGUACCCAGAAGAUCUGAUAAGAUGGAAAGUAUCAAUGCUCAUCAGCUGGAUCACGCUGCAAACAGGUAUUGGUGUCGCGAGAUUCUUUCUGUUGGCAUGAAGUUGUUGAAGACUCUUGAAUCCUUCCAUAAAUUACCUGUCAGAAAUUCCUUGGACUUGUACUGCAUCGAUAGAACUUUUAUGUGCAUUAUUGAAGUUGCAGAGUUUCUUGAUGGAUAUCGGGAGCAGAGGAAUGAUGAUUUCCCUUCUCUGAUGAAUUACAUUGAUCUCUUAGCUGAACACUUUCGCCAUGUAUUUUCUCUAUCUUGGAGGGUGUUUCUGUCAAAAGACCUUGCUAUGCAAAGCAAUUCUUCAAGAAACCGACUGAAAGAAGCAAUACUAAAGAAUCUCAUGGUCGAGGUAGUAGCUGUAGAGGGAGCUUCACCAGCAUUUUCACAAGUCAUUCAGGUGGCAAUAAUAUUGCUUGGAUCAAGUUGGAUAACUAACAAAACAUUCAAGGAAAUUACAAUCUUGUUCAAGAUUGGUUCUUCUUGGAAUAAAUUGAUUAAGGAACUCGUGACAGGCACAGGCCCACAAACAUUAGAUGGCCACAUGCAGCUUGUUUGGAAUCUUUGUGAUGCUUUACGUGAAGCAUACAACUCAAUAUCCAGCCCGGUGCAAGGUUCUAAUUUUGUAUCGCCUUCUUGUUUUGUAUACAUUCUUGACCGCCUUCUAGUGUUGAUACCUUGCUUUAAUGGAUGCUUAUAUGCAACAAGGUCGUCCGUCAUUGAAUGGCUUGUGCACCUGAACUGGAAAGUCGACAGAAAAACCUUCGUGUUCAGUGAUUUUGAAUUGAAGCCUAUUUAUGACUUUUUGGCUUACACCAUACAUGGGCUUCUGAUGAACAAACAGGUUACUGAAGAAUGGAUUAAGCAAGUUGGGUUUGAUGUGAAGAACAGUUAUGGGUUGCUGAUACAGAAAUUGUUGGUUUUGAUGUGCUUAAUUCAUCUCAACUCAGGAAAGUAUUUGGAGCUACUCAACGACGUCUUUAACAGGUCAGAUAUAUUGUCAUUGUUGCCAAACUCAUUUUCAAGAGUGUUUAUUCAAAGAGAUGGUAGCACUUUUUGCAAUGUGCUCUCUGAAGCAUUGCAGAGUAUCAAGGAUCCUCUAGUGGUUAUAAGAAAUGCAGAAGUAUGUUCGAUGGUGCAUGCAAAACGAGCUGUUUUUCUGAAUGUCUUCAACUGUAGCAGAGAUACUCUUUUGGAAAAAAUGUUUCCAUCUCAGUGAAUGACUCUAGAAUGUGUUAUGCUUUCACAUUUUCUGUAUAUGGAUCUGGAAAUCAUGUGAAAGUUUUUUUUUUGUGAAAUAACAUUCAAGUUUUUCGGCUUA
This is a messenger RNA of Beta vulgaris subsp. vulgaris (sugar beet), 4125 nucleotides long. RefSeq lists its product as uncharacterized. Lineage: Eukaryota; Viridiplantae; Streptophyta; Magnoliopsida; Caryophyllales; Amaranthaceae. Gene Ontology annotation, molecular function: hydrolase activity; ATP binding; protein binding. The transcript is spliced from 4 exons. The record is from RefSeq and is a predicted model, not a curated record. The coding region runs from base 1 to 4023 and encodes 1340 amino acids.